This is a messenger RNA of Racocetra persica, 600 nucleotides long. The record is from the annotation of a GenBank genome assembly. NCBI's taxonomy places the organism in Eukaryota, Fungi, Glomeromycota, Glomeromycetes, Diversisporales, Gigasporaceae.
AUGGAAAAAGAAAACUCUCCAAUUCCUCCUUCAUUAACUCAUAAUGAUAAUAAAACAAAUCCUUCUGUUUCUUCAAUAUUUGACACCUUACAAGGUGAAUCUGCUUUAACAACUGAUCAAAUAAUUUCAAUUGACUCUUCUACUUCUCAUGAUUCAACGAAUAAACAAAAGGAGACUUGGUUUUCGGAUAUAAAUAGCUUGAAUGCUAUCUUUGCUUCUUUAGGUACUGCUAAUGGUUUGACAAAAAAUCCUAAAAUUGAUGAUCGUGAGUGUAGUAACCUUGAUGAUGAUAAUAACUUGAAAAACCUUUCAAUUGAUGAUAAAGACAUUCGUGAGUGUAGUAACCUUGAUGAUGAUAACCUGAAAAAUCUUUCAAUUGAUGAUGCUGAAUCUAGCGGAUACUACGAUGCUUCAUCCAAAGUUUCCCAUAUCCAUCAAGAAAUUUUUGAUAAAACUUCAAUAUCAUCUUUUGAGUUCCUAGAAACUUCAAAAUCUGCCUCUACAACUACUCCUCUUUCUUUAUCUUGUCAACCUCAAGAAUUAGCAAAACUUGAUAUUAUCCAAUGUCAAUUUGAAUACUUCGGUGGCAAAUCUUCUGCC